Molecule: messenger RNA, 931 nt
Organism: Paramuricea clavata
Lineage: Eukaryota; Metazoa; Cnidaria; Anthozoa; Malacalcyonacea; Plexauridae
Source: the annotation of a GenBank genome assembly
AUGGCUUGUUUCCCGACGGAAAAGGAAUAUGGCUACGACGAUAGCAGGUUUGAGAAUGACGUUGACCAGCACUUUCAUUGUUCUAUCUGCUACAAUGUUCUUAAAGAACCAAGGAUGUGUAGAAAUAAUGAACACGUCUUUUGUCUUGCCUGCAUCAGUGAACAUCUGAAAGUAAAUUCUCAAACUUGCCCUGAAUGCAACGAACAUUUGAGUGUUGAUACGCUUCGUCGGCCGCGUUUAGUGAAUAAUUAUUUGUCUAAGCUGAAGAUUAAUUGUGAUUAUGCCAGUCGAGGAUGUCCUGAGUUUACUUGUGUUGCAGACCUCCAAACUCAUGUUGCCAAUUGCGAGUUUGCUCCUGUGUUUUGUUCGAAUGAAAAUUGUGGCAUGGAGAUUAAUAAGCAAGACCAGGUCCAUCACGAGACCGAACGUUGUGAAUACAGGAAAGUGAAAUGUUCUGACUAUGACAAGAUACAAGAAGAUAUCGGUACAUUGAAAGGAAGUCUGACAGAACUGAAUGGGAAAGUUGAAGCAGUGGGGAAAAAAAUGGAAAAAAACAUAGCGAAUAAUCAUGUUGAAAUGAAAAGAAUUGUGGGAAAAUUGGAAGGAAGCUUAGUGGGAAUGAGUAAAAGGAUCGACGAAAAAGUGGAAGCAUCGAAGAACAGCCACGAAGAAAUGAAACAUGACCAACACGAAGUUAAGAAAGAAAUGCGUACUAUGGAAGAAAAUCUCUCAAAUAUGAACAAAGACGUGGACGAGUUCAAAGUCAUGAUGAGUCAAAUGUUAGAGAAGCUAAACAUGCUUGAAUUGCUCAACAAACUUCCAUCUCCUAGUGUGGGAAUGUUGAAUACACCAAGAGAAGAUAUUUUGAUUGCUGGUGGCUCUGGCUGCGAUUCAGGAUGUAGUGCAGAAAUAUUUUCCUGGGAGACGAAUG